GUAGGCAAGACCGACCGCAAGUCAACAGUUGAUAUGUUACUAUGCCGAAUUGAAGAGGAAUCAAAGUCAUCGACAGGUCUUCUUUUGGGCAAGCGUUCAAGUGAAAAGGAACAGCAAUACUAGUGCAAACUCAUAA
Rodentolepis nana is the source of this 136-nucleotide messenger RNA. Lineage: Eukaryota; Metazoa; Platyhelminthes; Cestoda; Cyclophyllidea; Hymenolepididae. The record is from the annotation of a GenBank genome assembly.